Syzygium oleosum is the source of this 1813-nucleotide messenger RNA. RefSeq names its product probable anion transporter 6, chloroplastic. Gene Ontology annotation, biological process: transmembrane transport. The record is from RefSeq and is a predicted model, not a curated record. Gene Ontology annotation, molecular function: transmembrane transporter activity. The transcript has 15 exons. Lineage: Eukaryota; Viridiplantae; Streptophyta; Magnoliopsida; Myrtales; Myrtaceae.
ACCUCAAACUCCUCGCAAAGUCCCGGGCAAAGAUGCCACGCCCUCUGCUCGUCUCUCCUCCUCCACCUUCCCUGACCAAUUCCAAGCACAGACGUAAACCAAAGAAGCAAAAACCCGAUUCUUUCCCGUUCUUUGUUUCCUCUUUUGGGAGUUCAGUUCGGACCCGCGAUUGCUCGCGCCUGUUCUUGAAGUGAAGUAAAGCAGAGCAUCCAUGGCAAGAUGUUCGCUCGGAGCCGAUAACCUCUGCUUCGGGCCUCGCUGCCCGAGCACCCGAAGCUCCAUCUUGCCCGGUUCGUUCAGAGCCCGGCGGCUGAGUCGCUUCGCGUCGAAGAACUAUGCUAGGGUUAGAGUCUUUUCCAGCAUCAAGGAGAUACAGGACGUGAAGGAGAGCGAGAGGUCCAGUGGGGUCGUCCGGGUCGAUGAAUUGGACAAGACUAAGCUGGUUUCUGGUUUUAGUGGCACGUUGGGAGAUGAAAGGGAGGAAGGAGCAGUGGGUUUUGAUUGGAGAUGGCCUCCGUGGAAGAAUUUGCCGCAGAGAUAUACGCUCAUUGGCACUACUUCUCUCGCUUUCGUCAUUUGUAACAUGGAUAAGGUGAACUUGAGUAUUGCUAUAAUUCCGAUGUCUCACCAGUUCGGGUGGAAUUCUUCAAUGGCUGGGUUGGUGCAGUCAUCAUUCUUUUGGGGGUACGCAUUGAGCCAGUUGCCUGGAGGUUGGCUUGCGAAGAUAUUUGGUGGGCGUAAAGUUCUUGAGAUUGGGGUAUUGGCUUGGUCAUUGUCAACAGCACUUGUUCCUGUUUUUGCAGGAUUCAUGCCUGGAUUAGUCUUAUCUAGAAUUUUGGUCGGAAUUGGCGAAGGUGUUUCCCCAUCUGCAGCGACUGAUCUCAUUGCCAGGACAAUACCAUUGGAAGAACGCUCUCGAGCAGUAGCAUUUGUUUUUGGUGGUCUAAGUGUUGGCAGUGUUACAGGGCUUCUUUUGGCUCCUCCCCUGAUCCAAAACUUUGGUUGGGAAUCCGUUUUCUACAUUUUUGGUCUUUUGGGGAUAGGUUGGUUUACAGGUUUUCAGCUAAUUAAAGAAGAGAGAGAAGGUUCAACUGCUUCCAGAUCAGUAUCACGGUCAGAGGAUAUCUCUACAGAUAAUUCAAUGACAACUUCUCUAAGUAAUUUGGCCGGGACUUUGAAGGAUGUGCCCUGGAAGGCAUUUUUUGAGAAUCAAGCAGUUCGGGCAAUGAUAUAUGUUCAUUUUUGUGGAAGUUGGGGACACUAUACCUGCCUCUCUUGGCUUCCGACAUAUUUUAGUGAGGAGCUGAACCUAAAUUUGACAGAAGCUGCAUGGGUCUCAAUUCUUCCUCCACUGGCUUCCGUUUUCGUGACUGGUGUUGCAUCACAAUUUGCAGACAAUUUAAUUGCCAAUGGAGUGGAAACAACUAAGGUGCGAAAGAUUUGCCAAACAAUUGCCUUUUUAUCUCCAGCAGUUUGUAUGACCCUUUCAUCAAUAGAUCUAGGAUUGGCACCUUGGGAAGUUGUAGGAAUUCUCACCGGAGGAUUAGCACUCUCAAGUUUUGCCUUGUCAGGUCUUUAUUGUACACAUCAAGAUAUGUCGCCGGAAUACGCAAGUAUACUCUUGGGUAUAACAAAUACUGUUGGGGCCAUACCGGGCAUCGUAGGGGUUGCCCUCACUGGUUACCUACUUGAUUUAACUCACUCGUGGAGCAUGUCAUUAUUUGCUCCAUCAAUCUUCUUUUACUUGACCGGCACUGUUGUCUGGUUGGCUUUCGCAAGCAGUAAGCCGCAGAACUUUUCCUAGAGAGAUUGA